AUGGUAUCACACUCCGUUGCUACCUCAGGACCUUCCCCUCGUCAUGCUACUGUCAAAAAGACCCAACCGAACCUAAUCAGCAACAGUAUUGGUGGCAAUAACAGUGACGCCAAGGAUGAUGCCACUAAAGCCUUGACAGUCUUUACUUCUGGAUCAAGUGCCUUCCGUACUAGAAAUAUUAUGGAAAGCUAUACCCCAAUGGUCCCACCGUCGUUAAAUGCCAACACAGCUAAUGGCGCGUCGUCGUGCUCGUCGUGGACGCGGUCAUUCAAGUAUAGCAACUGCAGCCCCAACGCACUGUUGUCAAAUGCCCAUACAGCUAAUGAUUGGUCAUCGUCCUCGUUGUGGAUGCGAUCAAUCAAUUAUAACAAUCGCAAUUCCAACACACCACUGUCAAAUACCAAUACAGCUGAUGAUGCGGCGUCGUCCUCGUCGUGGAUGCAGUCAGUCAAUUAUAACAGCCACAAUUCUAACCGAAUUCACAGAAAGUUUAUACGUGGUCCAGUAACUAGAUUGGAAACAAUAUGGGAAUCAAUAUGGGAAUCUGAACCAUACUUUGUGCCCCAGGCAAAAGAUAAUGAGGCAACUGCAAAAUCGGAUUGA
This is a messenger RNA of Lobosporangium transversale, 603 nucleotides long. RefSeq lists its product as hypothetical. The coding region runs from base 1 to 603 and encodes 200 amino acids. NCBI's taxonomy places the organism in Eukaryota, Fungi, Mortierellomycota, Mortierellomycetes, Mortierellales, Mortierellaceae. The record is from RefSeq and is a predicted model, not a curated record. The transcript has a single exon.